UAGCAUCUCCCCACACUAGCUACUGGAAAAAAUGUCGACCUUGUUCUCGCAAGAGCUGCUCAUCUCCACAUUCGCCAUCAUUAUUGUUCCCCUCUACAUGUUGUACCUCAGGUCUAGCAGAUCAAAGAACCCAUCAGUGCUCCCCAUAAACUGGCCAAUAGUGGGGGUGUUCCCUUACCUUAUCGCCAACUUCCACAACCUGCACGACUACCUCGCCGUCGUCCUCGCCGGAUCAGGCCACAACUUCAGGGCGUACGGCCUGCCUGGGACCGGGUUGCGGUUCUUCAUCACAUGCGAACCGGCCAACGUCCGGCACAUCUUCACGACGAACCAUGCAAACUUCCCCAAGGGCGCGGAGUUCGCAGCCAUCUUUGACAUCGCGGGUGGCAGCUUCUUCACCACCGAAGGCGAGCCCUGGCGUCGGCAACGCGCAAGAGCCCGGAGAGUCUUGAGCAACCCACGGUUGCUUGCCUGUAUGACCGCUUGCUGCCACGACAAGGUGGAGAACGGCCUCCUCCCGGUGCUCAUGCACAUGGCGAGCACCGGGACCACGUUCGACCUGCAAGAUUUGACAACAAGGCUCGUGUUCGACAUGACUGCCACGCCUCUCUUUGGCAUGGACCCGGGCCUCCUGUCCUCGAACAUGCCGCCCAUGGACGCCGCGGUCGCCAUGAACACGGUCAUGGAGGUGGCCUUGUUCCGGCACAUCAUGCUGACCUCUGGCUGGAAGGUGAUGAGGUGGCUUUUUUUUAGAAAAGGACCCCCGGCCUCUGCAUCUGGGAGAUGCAUACGGCCACUUUAUUGAUUAUUCUCGAGGACCGUACAAAGUGUUACAACAAUGUGUCUGAAUCCACCAUCUUGGCAACAUAUGCCGCUACUCCUAUCCAAAAUGAUUAGGGGGUGCUAGCUGGGCCACUACCCAAAAUACUCACCUAAGCCUAACAUCAAAAGCCG
Triticum dicoccoides is the source of this 954-nucleotide messenger RNA. Its product is annotated as noroxomaritidine synthase 1-like. The coding region runs from base 32 to 805 and encodes 257 amino acids. Gene Ontology annotation, molecular function: heme binding; monooxygenase activity; iron ion binding. The record is from RefSeq and is a predicted model, not a curated record. NCBI's taxonomy places the organism in Eukaryota, Viridiplantae, Streptophyta, Magnoliopsida, Poales, Poaceae. The transcript has a single exon.